This is a messenger RNA of Jaminaea rosea, 3092 nucleotides long. RefSeq lists its product as hypothetical. The transcript has 2 exons. Gene Ontology annotation, molecular function: zinc ion binding; DNA binding; methyltransferase activity. The record is from RefSeq and is a predicted model, not a curated record. NCBI's taxonomy places the organism in Eukaryota, Fungi, Basidiomycota, Exobasidiomycetes, Microstromatales. The coding region runs from base 146 to 2881 and encodes 911 amino acids. Gene Ontology annotation, biological process: DNA repair; regulation of DNA-templated transcription.
AGCGCACCUCUCUUCUCCAUCUCGGUACUUUACACCUUCCUCCUUCAGGUCCUCUGGUCAACACGGCCGACGAUACCUCAGCCCUUUGCGACCAUCUCUCGCCCACCAUUUGGAUAAGUUCCUAGCCUUCCUCAUCUCUUUACGAAUGUGUCUUGCUCGCAUCCCCUAUCACCACUCCUCCGUCAGCGCCGUAAUGCACCCCUUCUCACGGCACCCUGCGGAUCAGCAUCAAGACGACCAGCAGCAGCAUCAGCAGGCGGCUUCUCAUCAAUCGUACCAAGCUCAUCAGUCUACGCAUUCAGCAUACGGGACCGGCAGCUCAGCUCUCAGUGUUGGCACGGGAGCUGCCUCUACCGCGACAUCGAUGACAUCGCCCAUUCCAAGCUACGGCUGGGCGCCGAAAGCAGAGGAUGGCGCUGGCAGCAGCUCAGCCAUCUCCACGCCUACAAUGCCUAGCAGUAACAACAACAGCAUGAGGUUCUUCUCUUCAUCGCUCUGGCCGCCGCAGAGCACAGCGGGCUCGUCCUCAACAUCUUCGUCCAAUGCUGGCAUCACUGCUAUUGGAGGAGGAGCCGUCUCGUCUACGCCUCUUCGACCUCUUCAGCACCAACAGCAGGACCAGCACGACACGACUCCCUCAGCCUCCGCAGCAACAUCACUCUCUUUCCACAACGGCUCGCCAGGACAGACUCAAUUCGACCCUUCACCCAGCAUGUCAACCAAUACGCCCCUGCCUAUCUCAUCGGCAUCGUCUUCUCGACCAAACAGUGCGCGUCCAAGCAACGCUGGAUCCGCAACUUACGGCGCUCAGUCGUCGACAGCGAUGCCGAGCCUUCACUCGACGGCGCUUCUUGGCCAGCAGCAGCAGCAGCAGCACUCUCCUUCGUCUUAUGGAAUUGCCCGUGCCCUGCCAUCAACUUCUCAGCACCAGCCACACGCUCAACCAGCAUACAGGCAUGGCUCUACCCUGUUCCCGGAUUCACGAACGGCCAUGGGCCCGCCAUCGAACCAACCUAGUUACUACGCAGACUCAUCGACGUCUUCAUUAGCCUCACUGAAUGGAACGAUGCAGCCGCCGCCGCAGCAACACAUGCAGGACAUGUCGCUGAGAGCCGCUCACCAGGAUGGUGUGGCAAAGAAUCAGCUUUCACCGUGGUCGUCCGCCUCUUCGACGUCCAACAACUCCGGCCAGUAUCACUCUCUUCCCUUUGUGGGCCAUUCAAGCAGCCACGACCUUACCAAUGGCAUGAUGCAGCCAGUCCACAUGAGCGGCAACGGCACCUCUCGUGCAUCCGGAGCACCCCUUUAUGAAUCUUCGACGUCGUAUCGAAGCAUGCCAUUGAUGUGGGAUGGAGCGGGCCAGAGCGAUGUCAAUGGCAACAGCACCAUACUGGGACUCAACGGAGCAAGCGGCCAGCAGCACUCGACUUGGUUGAGUGGUCACGACUCCCUGAACUCGAUGCAGCCAGGGUCAAUAACCGCCUUUCCUCCUUCUAUGAUGACCUCUCUGCCCCCUUCCUCAACCAAUGGCGGCGUCGCAGCUCAGGGUUGGCAAUAUCAAGACGACGAGGCUAAAUGGCAAGCAGUGAUGAACCGAUCUCUGCACGCAGAUCGCCACUUCUUGUACGCAUCCACGUCCGCUCAAACGUACUGCCGCCCUUCGUGCCACGCCAGCGCAAGCGCUACGAAGCAUCGUCAACCUCCUCAGUACCUCAACCAAGGGCAUCCGAGAGGCAGUCGCUCCGACUGCAUUCGCUUCUUCUCCCAGCCGGACGCAGCGAUCAAGGCUGAGGCGAUGGGAUUCAAGAGCUGCAAGCGUUGCCGCCCUGAGAUGGCCUACGGCCCUGGUAGCGCCGUCUCGGGCUCCCCGAUGGAUGGGCUUGGACUGACGGGCAUGGCCAGGUCAGCUGGUGUUGCGGCCGGUGGUGGAGAGCAUCAGCAUCAGCAUCGCACUGUCAUCGCGGUCAGGGAGUGCGUGCGAGAGAUGAUGCUCGUGGCCACGAACUGCAUUACAGAGGGGGACGGAGAGCCUAGGAAAAGGACGUUGAAGGACUACGCGGCCAAGGCAGGGCUGAGCACCUUCCACUUCCAUCGCUCCCUGACGAAACUCAUGUCCCUGACUCCGGGCGAUUUCUCCAAAGCAACGCAAUCGCUUCACCUGCAAGACAUGCUUGGUAUGGACAAUGCUGCCCCUGGUGCUGCCCGCGUCGACGACCACACCUUCAACGAAGCGCUGCGAGGCUGGUCAGUCAGACGUGCCAAGCGUGCUCUGGGCGGACUCGACCCGGGUAUGUACGCUCGUGGCGAGCUGGGCAACCGCACCAAGGUCGUGAGGACGACUAUCACCAACACUCCAUUCGGUGAGGUUGGCGUGGUGUACACGGCUGCUCCGAACCCGACCGGCAUCCAGCAUCAGGAUAUGAAGCAGCGCUACCAGCUCGGGGCAUCUCUAGCCGCUAGCGCAGCCUCUGCGGCUUGGUCGACGUCGCUGGCUCCACCUCGCCCAGACUCGCCCCACUCCACUGGCUCGCCAAUGAUGAGCACCUCGUCGGCGGACAGAGUCAUCUACGCACUCGUCCUCUCAGGACACGGCACCAACGUCGACGGGCGUCUCGCUCGCCGUUUCCCCACAUCCAUGCCAGGCGAUACUGCCUCGGCGGCCGAGCUCCGCGACUUGGUGACGGAGGUGAUGCGCUCCGGUGUCCGAGAGGGCGAUCUGGCUGACGAGACCAAGCAGGCAGUGAGGCGUGCUCGAAUCUGGGUUGCCGUCAAGAGGACGCUGAAUGGUAGUGGCGGGCGUGGCGGGUCUGGUGGGGCGAAUGGCAAUGGUGCUGCAGGGUCGGAUGAGAGGGAUGGGGAUGAGAUGGAUGGGUUUGAUUGAGUGGAUAGAGAAAGAGGCGACGGCGCCGAAGCGGAUAAUUGGUGGAUGGGACUGGCUAGGGAAGCAAGACAGUAGCGGACAAGGCCGUCAGCGGAGGACUACACCAACAAGCAUCGUGACUCCAACAUGGUUGUGCUGACUCACGUCCAGCGAUCGCCAUUCUCAGCACGCGGCCGCCUCGUCAUCAGCGUCACGUUGUGCACUAGGCUCA